Messenger RNA from Dicrocoelium dendriticum, 2267 nucleotides. The record is from the annotation of a GenBank genome assembly. NCBI's taxonomy places the organism in Eukaryota, Metazoa, Platyhelminthes, Trematoda, Plagiorchiida, Dicrocoeliidae.
AUUCCUCUGUUUCGGUUUUACAUACCGCGAGCGGGCUCUGUCCGGAUCAUCAUUCUUUCCGCUGAAAUGUCCUUUGUUACGUGGGUUUUGUAGCUUAACUACUUGUUUUAAAAUGGAUGCUUACAGUCCUUCUCAUCCUACGGAUCAAGAUAUGGAAAUUGAAAGUGAUACUGCCAACACUCCAGAGCAAGUUUCACACAGGAACCCAGAGUUCAAUCCCGUUUCUGGACCGAUUACGCCCGUGUUACUCGCAGAACAGAGUUUAUCUGCCCAAGAACAUGAUACGGAGUGUGGGAUGCGAACUCCGAAUCAACCAUUUCAAGUUAUGGAUCACGGUGACCAGUUGCACUUUUCUAACAAGAGAGUGGAAUGCGAAUUUGAUUCAAGCUCGAUUGGAAGGGAAAGCUACCAAUCGCAAACUCUUAAAACCCUUCAGAAGGCACCGAUUGGAGAUUCGGAGUCAACCGCACGUUUAAAAGAUAGUAAACAGGAUAAAUCACAAGCUGUGCGACGACGGAGCCGGUCACGCUCACGCCGACGUGAACGAAGUCGUUCUGACGAUCGGCGUAAUCGCAGAAAAUCUCGCUCUCGCUCCCGUUCCAGGCACCGUUACUCGCAUUCCAGACGGCAUUCGAGAUCACAUUCGCGAGAGAGGCGGUCUCGAAGAUCUAAGACACCUGAAAGAAAAUCAUCCCGUGUCUCUCACGUUCGCGGUUCAUCUAGGACAAGCCCAUUAAGUCGCCAAAAAACAAGUCGUUACAACAGUGACGGGCGAUUCACAUCGCGGUCUCACUCCGACAGACAGGGGUCUCCCUGUGGUUUUUCUGUGAACCACGUGACUUCUGAACAGAAUGAUGAACCGGAGGUCAUUCCCUGGAACCCGCCAAAGCCCGAUGAAUCGGCGAGCUUCAUUAAAGAUGUUCCGAAAGAGGAGGCAACGAAGCAGGUAUCGCCGCCACACAAAAGUGCGCAACAAGCUUUGCCACCAGGUGCUGCCGUUGACCUCAUGUUACCCACUCAUCCUCGUCCACAGAGAGCUACAAACCGCUGGACCCCCCGAACAUUUAACAAUCCAACUUAUGCUUCUCCAGCGCCGAGUUCUUAUAGCACUGUGCCACGCUUUUUACAGCCCUCAUUUGGUCUACUGAACCCUCCGGUUCAAACAUUUUUCCCGCAAAACACGCUUUCUUUUGGAGGUGGCACCCUACCUCCUAACUACUUACCGCCUCCUCCAAUGAUGGUCCCUCAAAUGCAGUCUGUUUUGCCUAUGUCGGGCGGCUCUUUACCAUUUCAGAGUAGCACUCAACCUCCACUGACAAAUCUACCGCCUGCAUCGAAUUUUUCCAUGGCACCGCCUGGAUUUAGCACGAUAACCCCUCCCCCUCCUCCUCCGCCGCCACCACCUCCUCCCCCACCUCCAACAUUCGCUCAGCAAUUGCAAGCUCCUCCUCCGCCGCCAUCCAACUUAUUGGAAACUUUGAUGAGCAAAGCUGGCUUGCCACGGGAAACCUUAAGUGACAUACAUAGCCAUUCCCAGCCAGCAACUGGUGAAGUCUCUGCGUCUUCCGAAAAUUCGCCAAUGAAACGAAUAAACAAGCUACUUAGCAGUGCUGCGAACUCACUGCUUAAUCAGCUUGCCGGUGGACAAUGUGCGCCGCUCGUUUCAACUGCAGAUCAGGUUCCACCGCCACCACCGCCCCCGUUGCCACCAGGCAAGAGCGAACAGAGUGCCCACAAAUCACCUGAACAGUCGUUCACAUCAACUUUUGUACCUCCACCACUUCCGGUGUUACCGCAUUUCAUUGACUCACAAAACGAACCUACUAGCACUGUUUCUAAUGGCAACCAACAGUCAGUUUCGGCAGUUCAUAGAAACCCCUUUGAAGGACAGAAGUUGGAAGACAUUUUGGCGAAGCGUAGGCGCUACGAUUUCUCCUCUCGUCGGGAGUGGCAAGAACGUAUAGCUCUUGAGGUGAAAUCGGUGUUAAAACCUGCUUAUUCUAUUCGAAGGAUAACCAAAGAAGAUUACAAGGAGAUAAUGAAGAAGGCGGUCACAAAGAUUUCUAGAAGCGGCACGUCAUCCAUCAACUCUCAGAAGAUCAACGACUUUGUGAAACUGUAUAUUGACAAAUACCAUCGUAUGCACAAAUUGAAGACUCGAGCACCCGAAAAACUAACUGUACAGUAACUUUUAAUUUUUUGCAACUUAGCUGUAAAUAUAAGAUUUAUGAUUAAUUCUGAGAAUAGGUGGUCUCGCUUUUUCUCCG